ACGAAACAGGAAGAUGUCACCGUGCUGUCUAAAGAGACUCGCGUAAACUCGCUCGGAUUUUGUUUGUUAAUCCGUUUGCAUUUGAACCCCAAACCGAGACGUCUCCGAUUUACACCGCGUUUCUGGAGUACAGGUGGUUUCUAUAGCAACAAGCCGAAGCGUAAGAGAGAAAAACGAAGCUGGACGAAAAGUACCGAAGUUUGGGUUCUGUCUGCUCGUCUGUACGAGUCGAGGGAACGAUGUCGGAUUACGGAGCGAUUGUCCAAAAGCUGCGGGACUCUUUCGGCACCCGGAAAACCCGUCCAGCAGAAUUCCGGAUCUCCCAGCUGAACUCGAUUGUGAAGCUCCUGAGAGAGAACGAGGGGCCGAUUGUGGAAGCACUGGAGAGAGACCUGCGCAAGCCAAAAUUCGAGACGAUGAUCUCAGAGAUCUCCAUGGCGAUUAACGAAGCGAACUACGCCAUCAAUCACCUGGCGUCGUGGAUGAAGCCGGAACAUGUGGAGAAAUCACUGGUGAUGAAAUUCGAUGAGUGUUUUAUUCGGAAGGAGCCUCUGGGUGUGGUUCUGAUCAUCGGAGCCUGGAACUACCCGGUCCAGCUGGUCCUGGUGCCCCUGAUCGGAGCUAUCGCAGCGGGUAACUGUGCUGUGGUGAAGCCCUCUGAGCUCAGUGACUCCACCUCCUCCCUCCUCACAGAACUCCUCCCCAAAUACCUGGACCAGAGUUGCUUCUCUGUUGUUUGCGGGGGAGCCAAAGAGACGACUGAACUACUGGAGCAGAGAUUCGACCACAUAUUCUACACAGGGGGCGUGUCCGUGGCUCGCUCGGUGAUGCGCGCCGCUUCCUGUCACCUGACCCCCGUGACCCUGGAGCUGGGGGGUAAGAGCCCCGCCCUGGUGGAGGGGAGCUGCGACAUCACGGCGACGGCACGGAGGCUGGUCUGGGCCCGGUUCUUCAACGCGGGUCAGAGCUGCGUGGCGCCGGACUACGUGCUGUGCUCCCCAGAGACACGGCGCCUCCUGCUGCCCGCGCUCAGGGACUGCAUCACCCAGCUCUACGGGACGGAGCCCAGGGAGUCCCGAGACUUCGGCAGGAUCAUCAACCAGCGACACUUCGAGAGAAUCCGAGACCUGCUGAGUAACAGCCAGGGGAGAGUGGAGAUCGGAGGAGAGACUGAGGAGGGGGAGAGGUACAUAGCCCCCACGGUGUUGGUGGAUGUGAGCGAGUCGGACCCUGUGAUGCAGGAGGAGAUCUUCGGACCGGUCCUCCCCAUCCUCACUGUGGAGAGCCUGGAGGAAGCCAUCAACUUCAUCAACUGCAGAGAGAAACCACUGGCACUGUAUCUGUACACUGGAGACAGCAAGGUGGUUACCAAGGUGAUGGAAUGUACCAGCAGCGGGGGGUUCUGCUCCAAUGAUGGACUGGUCCACACGACUGUGAUAACACUGCCAUUCGGAGGAGUGGGCUCCAGUGGUGUGGGUCGGUACCACGGCCGGUUCAGCUUCGACACGUUCUCUCACCAGCGCUCCUGUGUGCUGCGCGGCUUCGGGCUCGAGUGGGCGAACCAGCUGCGCUACCCGCCCUACAGCGAGCAGAAACUGGAGAGACUGCUGCAGGCAACACAGGAGAGGAAGUGGAGCUGCACACUGCUGUAGAGGAGGAGAGGAGAGGGGGAGCUGCACACUGCUGGAGAGGAGAGGAGAGGGGAGAGGAGGAGUCUGAAUCACGCUGCACAUGUGCAAUACAUUGUAUUAAUUAAUCAUGAACUUUGUUUGAGAUUACCGUAUUCUUACCAGCAUUAUUAAUAAAGUGAAGAAAGUGCCAAAUCUUUACAUUGUGUUAACACAUGACACUGUGUUCAAUAAAACAGCUAAAUUAGGAACGGGAGUGUGUGUCUCACUGUGCGUGUGUCUCUGUUGCGGUAUCGUUGAUAAUGAGAUAUCUUUUGAAAGCACUGACUCCUCCCCCUGCAGGUGGUUACCAAGGUGAUGGAAUGUACCAGCAGCGGGGGGUUCUGCUCCAAUGAUGGACUGGUCCACACGACUGUGAUAACACUGCCAUUCGGAGGAGUGGGCUCCAGUGGUGUGGGUCGGUACCACGGCCGGUUCAGCUUCGACACGUUCUCUCACCAGCGCUCCUGUGUGCUGCGCGGCUUCGGGCUCGAGUGGGCGAACCAGCUGCGCUACCCGCCCUACAGCGAGCAGAAACUGGAGAGACUGCUGCAGGCAACACAGGAGAGGAAGUGGAGCUGCACACUGCUGUAGAGGAGGAGAGGAGAGGGGGAGCUGCACACUGCUGGAGAGGAGGAGAGGAGAGGGGAGAGGAGGAGUCUGAAUCACGCUGCACAUGUGCAAUACAUUGUAUUAAUUAAUCAUGAACUUUGUUUGAGAUUACCGUAUUCUUACCAGCAUUAUUAAUAAAGUGAAGAAAGUGCCAAAUCUUUACAUUGUGUUAACACAUGACACUGUGUUCAAUAAAACAGCUAAAUUAGGAACGGGAGUGUGUGUCUCACUGUGCGUGUGUCUCUGUUGCGGUAUCGUUGAUAAUGAGAUAUCUUUUGAAAGCACUGACUCCUCCCCCUGCAGGUGGUUACCAAGGUGAUGGAAUGUACCAGCAGCGGGGGGUUCUGCUCCAAUGAUGGACUGGUCCACACGACUGUGAUAACACUGCCAUUCGGAGGAGUGGGCUCCAGUGGUGUGGGUCGGUACCACGGCCGGUUCAGCUUCGACACGUUCUCUCACCAGCGCUCCUGUGUGCUGCGCGGCUUCGGGCUCGAGUGGGCGAACCAGCUGCGCUACCCGCCCUACAGCGAGCAGAAACUGGAGAGACUGCUGCAGGCAACACAGGAGAGGAAGUGGAGCUGCACACUGCUGUAGAGGAGGAGAGGAGAGGGGGAGCUGCACACUGCUGGAGAGGAGAGGAGAGGGGAGAGGAGGAGUCUGAAUCACGCUGCACAUGUGCAAUACAUUGUAUUAAUUAAUCAUGAACUUUGUUUGAGAUUACCGUAUUCUUACCAGCAUUAUUAAUAAAGUGAAGAAAGUGCCAAAUCUUUACAUUGUGUUAACACAUGACACUGUGUUCAAUAAAACAGCUAAAUUAGGAACGGGAGUGUGUGUCUCACUGUGCGUGUGUCUCUGUUGCGGUAUCGUUGAUAAUGAGAUAUCUUUUGAAAGCACUGACUCCUCCCCCUGCAGGUGGUUACCAAGGUGAUGGAAUGUACCAGCAGCGGGGGGUUCUGCUCCAAUGAUGGACUGGUCCACACGACUGUGAUAACACUGCCAUUCGGAGGAGUGGGCUCCAGUGGUGUGGGUCGGUACCACGGCCGGUUCAGCUUCGACACGUUCUCUCACCAGCGCUCCUGUGUGCUGCGCGGCUUCGGGCUCGAGUGGGCGAACCAGCUGCGCUACCCGCCCUACAGCGAGCAGAAACUGGAGAGACUGCUGCAGGCAACACAGGAGAGGAAGUGGAGCUGCACACUGCUGUAGAGGAGGAGAGGAGAGGGGGAGCUGCACACUGCUGGAGAGGAGGAGAGGAGAGGGGAGAGGAGGAGUCUGAAUCACGCUGCACAUGUGCAAUACAUUGUAUUAAUUAAUCAUGAACUUUGUUUGAGAUUACCGUAUUCUUACCAGCAUUAUUAAUAAAGUGAAGAAAGUGCCAAAUCUUUACAUUGUGUUAACACAUGACACUGUGUUCAAUAAAACAGCUAAAUUAGGAACGGGAGUGUGUGUCUCACUGUGCGUGUGUCUCUGUUGCGGUAUCGUUGAUAAUGAGAUAUCUUUUGAAAGCACUGACUCCUCCCCCUGCAGGUGGUUACCAAGGUGAUGGAAUGUACCAGCAGCGGGGGGUUCUGCUCCAAUGAUGGACUGGUCCACACGACUGUGAUAACACUGCCAUUCGGAGGAGUGGGCUCCAGUGGUGUGGGUCGGUACCACGGCCGGUUCAGCUUCGACACGUUCUCUCACCAGCGCUCCUGUGUGCUGCGCGGCUUCGGGCUCGAGUGGGCGAACCAGCUGCGCUACCCGCCCUACAGCGAGCAGAAACUGGAGAGACUGCUGCAGGCAACACAGGAGAGGAAGUGGAGCUGCACACUGCUGUAGAGGAGGAGAGGAGAGGGGGAGCUGCACACUGCUGGAGAGGAGGAGAGGAGAGGGGAGAGGAGGAGAGUCUGAAUCACGCUGCACGUGUGCAAUACAUUGUAUUAAUUAAUCAAGAACUUUGUUUGAGAUUACCGUAUUCUUACCAGCAUUAUUAAUAAAGUGAAGUGCCAAAUCUUUA
Acipenser ruthenus (sterlet) is the source of this 4272-nucleotide messenger RNA. Its product is annotated as aldehyde dehydrogenase family 3 member B1. NCBI's taxonomy places the organism in Eukaryota, Metazoa, Chordata, Actinopteri, Acipenseriformes, Acipenseridae. Gene Ontology annotation, cellular component: cytoplasm. Gene Ontology annotation, biological process: aldehyde metabolic process. Bases 240 to 1652 code for a protein of 470 amino acids. The transcript has 14 exons. Gene Ontology annotation, molecular function: aldehyde dehydrogenase (NAD+) activity. The record is from RefSeq and is a predicted model, not a curated record.